GCUGCCUCCAGCCGUCUUGUUUUCUUUUGCGGCAGCAGAAACGGACAGAAACGUGAGUUCAGGGAGAGUCUGAGGCGUCAGACGGACUUUAUGUGUUUCUUAGAGUUUAAAUGUUUUAAAUGAAGCUGCGGCCGGAAGCAGAAAUCAGCUGGUGACGCUGGAGUCUGGACACGUGGUGCUUUAGAUGGUGUUACGGUCUCUGGGGAUAAAAACAGAGAAAGCAGAAGAACAUGUCGAGACACAGAAAGAAGAACGGAAUCCCGGACAGGUGGCUGGACUACUCUGCGGUUGGACAGCGUCUCCACGGGACCCGAUUCGUCGCCUUCAAGGUUCCUCUGAAGCAGGCUCUGAACCGCCGGCUGUCGGGCGCCGACGUCUUCGGUCACUGGGAGCUUCUGGACGCAUUGAGCAAACAGAACCAGGAUCUGGGUCUGAUCAUCGACCUGACGUUCACCAGCAGAUACUACAAACUGCAGGACGUUCCUCAGUCGGUGCUCUGCGUGAAGAUCUUCACGGCCGGACACGAGGUUCCGAGUGAUGAAACCAUCCUGAGCUUCAAACGGGCCGUCUGCAGGUUCCUACGAGACAACGAGGACAACGAUAAGCUGAUCGGAGUCCACUGCACCCACGGCCUGAACCGGACCGGCUACCUCAUCUGCAGGUACCUGAUCGACGUGGACGGGAUGGACCCGGCCGCCGCCGUGCAGCUGUUCAACUCGUCUCGAGGCCACGACAUCGAGCGACAGAACUACCUGGACGACCUGCAGCGAGGCCCCAAGAGGAGUAACGAGGGGAUGGAGGAGCUGGACCAGGAGCCUCAGAGGGGUCAGUCUGCUCAUCCUCCACAUCUCGGUUCCUCCGACGACCGAGACGAGAGACGAGCUCGAAGCAACGACGCCUGGAGCCACAGGUCCGUUCCUCCUCCGGUCCAUCGCCCUCACCACCGCCUCCCCCUAACUCCCCCCCAACAGUUUCCGCGUUACGCAGAGAUCGUCCACCUCACGCUGCCUGAUGGAACCAAGAGGAGCGGUCAGGUUCUGGAGGUGACCGGGUCCAAAGCUGUGGUUCAGGUGUUUGAGGGGACUGCAGGCAUCGAUGCCAAGAAGACCAGCUGUGAGUUCACCGGAGACAUCUUGAGGACGCCGGUGUCUGAGGACAUGCUGGGUCGCGUGUUCAACGGAUCCGGUAAACCCAUCGACAGAGGACCUGCCGUCCUCGCCGAAGACUUCCUGGACAUCAUGGGUCAGCCUAUAAACCCUCAGUGUCGUAUCUACCCCGAGGAGAUGAUCCAGACCGGCAUCUCUGCCAUCGACGGGAUGAACAGCAUCGCCAGAGGACAGAAGAUACCCAUCUUCUCUGCUGCAGGGCUGCCGCACAACGAGGUGCAAACANCCCUGCCCCGGUACUCCCCCCGCUGGAGCCACGAGUCGGCAGAACCUCAGGAGUUCUGGGAGCCCCAAGUCAGGCACAGGACCCAGAACAGACACAGAACCAACGGCUACGACCACUGAGGCGCCUGUGAGAACGUAAAGAGAACGAUCGAGCGCAUCAUCACGCCGCGCCUGGCCCUGACGUCAGCCGAGUACCUGGCCUAUCAGUGUGAGAAGCACGUCCUGGUGAUCCUCACCGACAUGAGCUCUUACGCUGAAGCUCUGAGAGAGGUGUCUGCGGCCAGAGAGGAGGUGCCGGGCCGCCGAGGCUUCCCCGGCUACAUGUACACCGACCUGGCCACCAUCUACGAGAGAGCCGGCAGGGUGGAGGGUCGCAGCGGCUCCAUCACCCAGAUCCCCAUCCUCACCAUGCCCAACGACGACAUCACGCAUCCCAUUCCUGACCUGACCGGGUACAUCACAGAGGGACAGAUCUACGUGGACAGACAGCUGCACAACAGACAGAUCUAUCCUCCCAUCAACGUGCUGCCGUCUCUCUCUCGACUCAUGAAGUCGGCCAUCGGAGAGGGGAUGACCCGCAGAGACCAUUCUGAUGUUUCCAACCAGCUGUAUGCGUGUUAUGCCAUAGGGAAGGACGUCCAGGCCAUGAAGGCGGUGGUGGGAGAGGAGGCUCUGACAGCCGAUGACCUGCUCUACCUGGAGUUCCUCACCAAGUUCGAGAAGAACUUCAUCUCCCAAGGUGCCUACGAGAACCGGAGCGUGUUUGAGACUCUGGACAUCGGAUGGCAGCUCAUGAGGAUUUUCCCCAAAGAGAUGCUGAAGAGGAUUCCUCAGAGCACCUUGGCCGAGUUCUACCCCCGAGAGGGAGCGCUGCAGGAUGUUGUGGAUUAUCGUCGCUUUGUUUUCUUCUCGUGCCAAGAGCUUGAAGUGAUGGUAAAUCUGUGUUUCAUGUUUUCUGCUUCACAUCACACAUCGGGCCUUGAAACAUCCAUGAAUUAUGUAUUUCUGUUUGACGGUGUGUGCGCGCGCUCACUGGCUGGAUGUAAACGAGCUGCAUGCGCUGUCGUUGAUGUUCGCUGUCGGUGUCACGUGGAAUAA
Molecule: messenger RNA, 2489 nt
Organism: Stegastes partitus (bicolor damselfish)
Lineage: Eukaryota; Metazoa; Chordata; Actinopteri; Pomacentridae
Product: V-type proton ATPase subunit B, brain isoform-like
Exons: 20
Biological process (GO): ATP metabolic process; proton transmembrane transport; protein dephosphorylation
Molecular function (GO): proton-transporting ATPase activity, rotational mechanism; ATP binding
Source: RefSeq, a predicted model, not a curated record